AUGGCAGAAGCAACAGCAAAACUGGCGCCUGCAGCAGCAGCAGCAGCCCUAUCACACACAUUGCCGAAACGAACAGCAGUAGCAGCAGCAACGGCAGCAGCAGCAGCAGCACUGCAUACUUCGGGUUAUAGUGUCUGGGGUUCCGUGCGAGGCAGCAAGCCUCGUAAAGAUUUCCGAGGACGCCCCUGCAGCAGAACAAGCAAAAACCAAAGUGCUGCACUGCAGCAGCAGCAGCAGCAGCAGCAAGGGCAGCAGCAACUGCAGCAUCAUCAGCCGCCGCAGAUGCAGCAGCCCCAGAGGCACCAGCAACGAGAGCUGCUGCGACAUAGCAUAUAG
Eimeria tenella is the source of this 336-nucleotide messenger RNA. RefSeq lists its product as uncharacterized. The coding region runs from base 1 to 336 and encodes 111 amino acids. The transcript has a single exon. The record is from RefSeq and is a predicted model, not a curated record. Lineage: Eukaryota; Apicomplexa; Conoidasida; Eucoccidiorida; Eimeriidae.